UUUUAUUCCUGCGCCAACUGUCACGACGUUUUGUUUUUCCACGUGUUUUUUGUAUAAAAUUUCACAAAUUUCAUAAAUAUUCUGGUUAAAUAAUUUUAUAUAGUUAAAAGUGAAAAAUGGCUGAUUUUAAAAAGUUGCAUUUACAAUCGUACAGCUUGUUAAAUCGCAAGGAAUCGCUUAAAGAUUCUCCUUAUUGGAAAAAUUUGCAGUUUCCAAUAACCAUAAAAAACUCAGGAGCUGUGACCCAAAUCAAUUUCUCUCCCAUUGAACCUUACAAUUAUCUAGUGGCCAAUUCAACACGAGUGCAAGUUUAUUCAAUUAAGUCAAAUGCUCCUUCGAAGACACCUCAUCAAUUUCACGAUGUGGUCAGAUCAGCAUGCUACAGGUCAGAUGGUCAGUUGAUAACUGUUGGCUGUGAUGAUGCCACAUUGUGGGUCAUCCAUCAAAAACAUUUCAAACAAGUUUUCAAUGGGCAUUCAAGAUCUGUCUAUUUAGCAAAAUUCUUGGACAACUAUAAAUUGUUCUCUGGAUCAGACGACAAAACAGUUAAGAUUUGGGACCUGGCUACCAAAUCUGAAAUCAUCACAUUCAAUGAGCAUGAAGACUACGUGAGAUGUGGCAACAAAGGAGCAUCUAAUGAUCUCUUCAUAACUGGAUCAUAUGAUCACAGAGUGAAAUUGUUUGAUUCGCGAUGUAAGCUCAGUGUCCUGACAAUGAACCAUGGCGAUCCUGUAGAAUCUGUCGUCAUGUAUCCAUCGGCUGGUGUCAUUGCAUCUGCAGGAGGGACGUCCAUAAAGUUGUGGGAUGUCUUAUCGGGUGGCAGGCUGAUGGGCUCCAUGAACAACCACCACAAAACAAUCACAAGUCUGUGCUUCUGUGACAACAGAAGAAGAUUGGUGUCUGCCUCUCUUGAUAGGCAUGUCAAGUUUUAUGACAUAUCAACCAACAACGUGACCUACUCUCUUGAUUACCCAACACCCCUCCUCUCCAUCGAUAUAGCUCCUGAUGACAGCCUGAUAGCCACUGGAUCAAUUGAUGGCAUGUUAACAUUGAAACAUCGCAAAUCAGAUGAAGAGGUAGAUAGAGAGAGGCUGGAAAAGAGGAUGAGAAAGAAAAGGUCAUCAAAUUCUUCCGUCCCAAUCAUUAAGAAGUUUCAACCUAGUGCUGAUGGUAAUGACGUCACGUUGCAUCAUCGAAGGAAAGAAAUGUUAAGUAAAUAUGAAACAUAUCUAAAAACAUUUCAGUACUCUAAAGCACUGGAUGAAGUUCUCGAAACAACACUGAGAACAAUCCAUCCCGAAGUCACCAUGACGAUGUUGGACGAGUUGAGGAGGAGGCAGGCGUUGAAUGGGGCUCUUGCAGGCAGAACUGACAAAGAUCUCGCUUCACUCCUCACAUUCCUUUUAAAAAAUUUUGUUCCUCCACACAUCAGCACUGUGACUGAAGUUUUGAACACAGUAUUAGAUGUUUAUCAGGAUCAGCUGAUGGAUUUUCCGUUAUCUUUAAUCCAAUUGUCAAAAUUAUUACAAGUCUCGAAAGACAGAAUUGAUUUCAUUGAUGAAGGUUUAGGGAUCGUAGGCAUUUUGAAGUCCAUUUUUGCAUCUUCAAACAUAAACAGUAACAUUAUAUGAUGAAAAAGUUUUCAAUGUUCUUCUAACUCUGACCGUGUCUUGAUUGCGUGUAAUUUUUUUUAUUGAAUUUCUAUGUUAUUGUUUAUAAUUAAGUGUAAAAAAAUAUUUAAAUCCGAUGUUUAUAAUAAAAAAUGAAAUAAUUCAUAUGGCGUAUGUUAAACGUUUUAUCUGAAAACAUUUUAUUAUCUGCCAAGUUAUAAAUCGG
Molecule: messenger RNA, 1836 nt
Organism: Helobdella robusta
Lineage: Eukaryota; Metazoa; Annelida; Clitellata; Rhynchobdellida; Glossiphoniidae
Exons: 12
Coding region: 117-1631 (504 amino acids)
Biological process (GO): rRNA processing; positive regulation of transcription by RNA polymerase I
Cellular component (GO): nucleolus
Molecular function (GO): protein binding
Source: RefSeq, a predicted model, not a curated record